Messenger RNA from Bombyx mori (domestic silkworm), 1200 nucleotides. It is a transcript of the gene PGAP3, whose product is annotated as post-GPI attachment to proteins factor 3. Gene Ontology annotation, cellular component: endoplasmic reticulum membrane. The record is from RefSeq and is a predicted model, not a curated record. Lineage: Eukaryota; Metazoa; Arthropoda; Insecta; Lepidoptera; Bombycidae. The transcript has 8 exons. Gene Ontology annotation, biological process: GPI anchor biosynthetic process. The coding region runs from base 142 to 1077 and encodes 311 amino acids. Gene Ontology annotation, molecular function: hydrolase activity, acting on ester bonds.
AAUGGGAUCCUUAAAAAUAACUUUAGUUACAGUAUUUAUUUUAAGUUGUAAAUUGAGUCAGUUAUCGGCGAGCGAAGGCGAUCGCUUGUACAUAUAUAAAGAUUGUCUCAAACGAUGCAUAUCGAGGAAUUGUGAUGAAAGAUGAAUGCACGUGAAUUACUGUCAGCUGGAUGCAGGCAGGGCAGGACCGGUCAUUUUAGUGAACCUUGGGAGAGGCCUGUGUCCAGCAAUGAAUGCACAGAUGGCCUUUUGUUCAGACAGAAUACAACAAUACAACAGGAUUUCUGGUGUAGGCUCUUCAGUUGGCGAUGCAUAGACGAGUGCAAGUAUCAUUGCAUGUGGUCUGCUGUAAAGAAAUUAGAGAAUGCUGGUCGGCAAGUAGUCAAGUUUCAUGGCAAGUGGCCAUUCAAACGGAUUAUGGGUAUGCAAGAGCCCGCAUCGGUAUUUGCAUCUCUACUCAAUUUGUUAGCAAACGCAUACAUGUAUUCCAAAUUAAGGACGGAGUUUUCAAUCAAAUCGAGACCUAUGGUGUUACUGUGGCAUUUAUUUGCUCUUGUGUGCAUGAACGCGUGGGUAUGGUCUAUGGUGUUCCACACAAGGGAUACUCCGUUCACAGAGUUCAUGGACUACACGUGCGCCCUGUCCAUGGUCAUGGGGCUGUACGUUGCUGCUGUUGUGAGAAUAUUGCAUAGUCAGAAGAAGAUCGUAGCGACGCUGCUGACGGGCUCGUUGCUGUACUUCGCGACGCACGUGCGGCUGCUGGCCACCGGGGUGGUUGACUACGACUACAACAUGACCGUCAACGUUAUCUUCGGCGCGGUGGGUUCGUUUAUCUGGCUGGUGUACGCGGGGUACCUGAGCGCGAGAGGCUCCCGCUACUCGUCGCGCAUGCUGUGGUUCGUGACGUGCUCCGCGGUCGUGCUGCCGCUGGAGCUGCUGGACUUCCCGCCGGUCCGCCGCGCGUGGGACGCGCACGCCGUGUGGCACCUCAGCACCGCGCCGCUGCCCCUGCUCUUCUACCAAUUCGUGAUUGAAGAUCUCCGUUAUACGCAGAGCAGACAAGACAAACUUUUGUAAAAACCGUAACAAUGUAACUUUAGUCUGUUGAUUUUUAAAUAAAACAGAACUUAAUCCACUACGAAGUGCUAUGUGUACUAUUUGAGCAUUGUUACUGAUUCAAUAAACGAGAGCUCUCGCAAA